AUGCUUAUAUCUGAACCGGCGCUCCUUGAAUCAUCUCUGGCCGUAACCACGCAGCACUGGGCAGCCGAUGUAUCGCGUCAACAAAACGCCCAUUUUCACUCGAUCCGAGCUGUCAACGCUCUUAUCCAACGAAUAAAUUCCGGCCAGGCUCAUACGAAUGCUGUUCUCGCAGUAGUGUGUACCAUGGCCAUUGGCGGACGACUGGCCAAUGACGAUAUUGUUUGGAGCAUUCACAUGAAAGGAAUGACUUACCUUAUCCGCGAGAGAUAUGCCCGUGGCAUUUUCCAUCUUCCUUCAUGGUUCACUGACCUCUUACUCUCCGAUUCAAUCAACAAUCUCUUUAACUUCCCGCGAGUAUAUCAUUCAGAGAUUAUUAGUUCACUAAAUUUGCAUCAUAACCACCCUAUCCUUCGCGUGGCUACAAUCUAUGAUGGCAUAGCACAGUUAUGGGAGUCAAUUGCUUUAUUUCAAAAUUGCACCCAAGGCCUAGCCUUUAUUGUUCAAAGAAUUGAAGGUCUUCUGGCUAAACUACAUCAUGAGACUCAAAGUCUUUGUCUCCAUGAAAGCGCUGCGGUUCAAAGCACUGCUUUGGCUCUCAAAAUCAUCCUCUAUAUGUCCUGGCCUACUCCAAUAGAGCCUAAUAUAGCAGUGCUCGCUGGUAAACUGAAGGAGGCACUAUGCCUGACGGAGAGAAACACUUGUUGUUACUUGGACUUUUCUUCUUUUCAACUUAUGAUUGGCGCUGUUUCUGCAGAAAUAGGCUCUUCAACGAGGAUAUGGUUCCUAACAAAACUUAAAGCCGCAAUCUCAGUAUUACAGUCAAGGGGAUGGGAUACAUUAUUGGAUCUGUUCAAUAGGGUCAUGAUACCAAAUGAAAGAAUAAUGGCAUACUUGAAAAAUUUAUGGGCCGAGCUACAUACCAAGAAAGUAGCAAAUACAAUAGCUUGA
This is a messenger RNA of Trichoderma gamsii, 948 nucleotides long. RefSeq lists its product as hypothetical. Lineage: Eukaryota; Fungi; Ascomycota; Sordariomycetes; Hypocreales; Hypocreaceae. The coding region runs from base 1 to 948 and encodes 315 amino acids. The record is from RefSeq and is a predicted model, not a curated record. The transcript has 2 exons.